Cuscuta europaea is the source of this 1168-nucleotide messenger RNA. NCBI's taxonomy places the organism in Eukaryota, Viridiplantae, Streptophyta, Magnoliopsida, Solanales, Convolvulaceae. The record is from the annotation of a GenBank genome assembly.
CAAACAAUGACGUCGAGCAUGAAAACUCAUGAUGCUCAUGUAAUCAUGCAACGACUUCUGCCGAUUGCACUGAAAGAGAUGCUUCCUGCAGACGUCUGGGGUUGUAUUACCGAAAUCAGUCAAUUGUUUAAGUCGAUAUGUUCCACCGUUUUGGAUGUCGAAUCCCUAAGGAGACUAGAAGACACUGUUCCUAUUCUGAUGUGUAAUCUAAAAAAGAUACUGCCCCCAUCAUUUUUUGAUGUAAUGGAACAUCUUCUAAUACAUCUUCCGUAUGAGGCUUUGAAUGGAGGGCCCGUCUUCUAUCGUUGGAUGUACAGAUUUGAAAGGAAGGAUCUGGACCCGUGAAAAAACGGGUCACGCCAUUGAAACUCAUGGCACAUUGUUGGACGAAGAAGGGUGCUAUGCCGCCUCCCCGCCUUUCUGAAAUUGAAGUAAAUAAUGAAACUUCAAUAAUUCAAUAAAUUUUGAAUUUUUUUGAUCUCUUAUAUAAUAAUUUUUUGAAUUUGUAGAAAAAAUAUGAGGAAGAGCGGGGGAAGAGAGUUGAUGAGCUAGGUGAUUCUGAUGCCGAACUUGAUGAAAAUCAAGAAUAUGAGGCCAUCUUGGCGGCAACCGGAGUUUACAAGGGCCGGGUGCCGCUUAUGGGUUCUGAAGGCUUACGGAUCCUGGAGAAGUCCAAAGGAGCUAGCUCAUCUUCUCAUUCGGCGUAUGAUGAUCGGGUUACCCGCCUCGAGAAACUAUUGGAGGAACGUGAAGCAGAGGCUCGAAGGCGGGAUGAAGAAGCUCGGAUACGGGAUGAAGAGGCAAGAAGAACUAGAGAAAGGUUGGAAGAGAUGGAACGACAAAUGCGUAUGUUCAACGCCACCUACCGCCCAUCCAUGCACAUACAGCACCCCGAGAUGACUCCACAAAUUCCCUUCGCGGGCAAUAUGGGCAAUAUGGGCAGUAUGGGCAGUAGGGGUUUUGCUAAUUAUAGCCAUAUCCCCAACAAUUUUCCAUAUGCAUAUUAUGAUGAUACCCCUUUAUCGACUCCCGGAGCUCAAGCAUACCGUGGCAGCAGCCGGGCUGGCAGCCGUGGUGGCAGUCGAGGCAGCCAUCGUGGCGGCAGCCGUGGUCACGGAAGGCAACCCGAUCAUCGUGAGGAACCUAAUGAUGAUGAUGAUGAUGAUUA